Molecule: messenger RNA, 864 nt
Organism: Pseudocercospora fijiensis CIRAD86
Lineage: Eukaryota; Fungi; Ascomycota; Dothideomycetes; Mycosphaerellales; Mycosphaerellaceae
Exons: 3
Coding region: 1-864 (287 amino acids)
Source: RefSeq, a predicted model, not a curated record
AUGUACUACUUCGCGCCUCGACCAAAUGGUGCAUUCAUCGAAGACUGGGAGCAGCCCACAUUCGACGAAGGUCCUCAUUCGCCUCCCAUCCGCAAUCGGUUACGACCACACUCACGAAGCCGCCGUACCCAUCCCUCAGGCGCUUCUCUGAGAGUUGGUUUCGCUCAACAGCAAUACGACGACUCCGACCCAUUCAACGGCAAUGGCUUCUCCAGCACUCGCGAUCGGCCCCCAACUCCAUAUUUCAUCGAUGCUCAACACUCCCGCCCCUCGUCGCGCUCAACCAAUGCUUUCUGGCCCAGUCCCGCUCUAUCAGGCGACGCGUCUAGUUUGGCGCUCCUCCUCGACCCGUCGAAAAUCGUCGGAACAGACACGACUCUCCACGCGCCAUCUCACCCUCUCGCUCUCGCUCAACAUCUCGAUCCUCAACACCAUUCCUGCCAAGCCCAGCUCUGUCCGACUCGGACACCAGCUACGACUCUCCAGAUCUUCCAAGCCGCUCCGACUCGACACGUGGCUCGGAAAGGCGAUCAACUCAGCCGGCCAGGACGAUACCUGCCGAUCUACUCCUCGCGCGUGGCAGAAGCCGCAGCCGCAGCCGCAGCCGAAGUCGUCAUCGAGGUACGCGUCGCAACGCAGAAAACCGUGCCAGCACUCGCUACGACGCUCCUGAUCAAAGUCGUAGUCGUGGUCAGAGCCGUCAUCGUCAUCGUCUCUACACCCAGGACGAAGCCAUUCGUCGAUCAGCAGACGAGCGUGAUCGAAAUUUUCGGGCAAAUGGACAGCGCUGGGAGAGGAGGAAUGCGGUUUCGUAUCAUUAGUCGUCGAAUGAUGGAGAUGAGGAGGAGAGAUGGCGUAGAAUGA